AUGGAUCGAUGGCCAGGCUUUCGGCCAUUCACGGUGGUACGGUAUAUCUGCCCCGUAUCGUUAUCGUUAACAAGAAGCAGACCUGGAAGUUCGUUGAAAUCAUCGUUUCUGGCGGUAAGUAGAGUGGGAUGCAUGGAUAUUUUCACUUUUCGGUUUUUUACUUUUUUAUUCUUUAAACUUUUCCUCCAUUCUGUUUGUGCUUUGCUUCGUUCAUUUUUCUUCUUCGUGUCCUUUCUUCACGAAUUUAUAUUCUUUCUUUCUUUUUUUGUUUAUUGCUAUGUGAUUUUUGCUUUUUUCUUUUGUCUUUUUUGUACUUUCUUCUUUAGUAUCCGACUUUCUUUCUUUCUUUCUUUCUUUCUUUCUUUCUUUCUUUCUUUGUGGUUUUUGUUCCUUUCUUUUUACCUCCUAUUCUUUCUCCUUUUGGAUCUUUCCUUCUUACUGUUUCUUUUUUUCCUUUUUCGUUGCUGUUUCUUUCUUUUCCCCACCUAUUCUUUCUCUUUUUUGGAUUUAUCCAUCUUUCUUUUUUUCCCUUCUUACUUUUCGUUGUUGUUUCUUUCUGUUUCCUUCUUAUUCUUCACCUUUGGGAUUUUUACUUCUUUUUUUCUUUCUUUCUUUCUUUCUUUCUUAUUUUUUUUCUUUCUUUCUUUCUUUCUUUCUUUCUUUCUUUCUUUCUUUCUUUCUUUCUUUCGUUGUGUUUUUUCCCUUCUGUGGCUUUUUCUUCUCUUUCUACUUAUUCCUUCUAUUUUUGGAAUUUUCUUUGUUUCUUUCUUUUUUGAAACACCAGUUCCCGUAAGAUCACCGAAGGUAGGCAACGUUGAGCUUGGUCAAAUCUUUUUUUCACUUUUGUAUUUUUCGCUUUUGUUUCUCCCCCUUCCUUCUGUUUUCGUAUUUUCUUUCUUUUUUCCUUUCUUUUCUUUUUUUUUUCAUUUCGCUUCGUUAUCUUUUCGUGUUUUCUUUCUUUUUUUCUUUCUUUUUACUAAAUAUUAUUUCUCUUUUUCUUUGAUGUUUUUGUUUCUUUCUUUUUCUGUACUCUCUGUUUUAGGAUCUUUCUUUCUUUGUCGAUUUUAUUUCUUUCUUUUUAUUUUCCGUUUGUUCUCCCCUAGAAUUUCUUUUUCUUUCUUUUUGUUUAUUCUUUCUGUUCUUUCUUACUUCUAA
Acanthosepion pharaonis is the source of this 1155-nucleotide messenger RNA. The record is from the annotation of a GenBank genome assembly. Lineage: Eukaryota; Metazoa; Mollusca; Cephalopoda; Sepiida; Sepiidae.